Messenger RNA from Penicillium chermesinum, 1038 nucleotides. Its product is annotated as MYG1 family protein. The coding region runs from base 1 to 1038 and encodes 345 amino acids. Lineage: Eukaryota; Fungi; Ascomycota; Eurotiomycetes; Eurotiales; Aspergillaceae. Gene Ontology annotation, cellular component: nucleus; cytoplasm. The record is from RefSeq and is a predicted model, not a curated record. The transcript is spliced from 3 exons.
AUGGCUGAAGAAACUGCUGCGAAGAAGCUCAAGACAUCGCCUGUCAUCGGCACCCACAAUGGUCACUUCCAUGCGGAUGAAGCUCUAGCAGUGUACCUUCUCCGCCUACUGCCCACAUAUGCCUCCUCCCCACUUGUGCGCACCCGCGACCCUGCUCAGCUCGAGACCUGCCACACCGUCGUCGAUGUAGGUGGGGUGUACGACCCCGCGACCAACCGCUAUGAUCACCACCAGCGCACCUUCUCCACGACCUUCCCCCAGCACGAGACAAAGCUGUCAUCUGCUGGACUGGUGUACAUGCAUUUCGGCCAUGCGAUCAUUGCCCAGCAUAUGUCUCUCCCCAAGGACCACCCAGACGUUGCGCUUCUCUACGAGAAGCUGUACACCGACUUCAUCGAGGCCAUUGACGCCAACGACAACGGUAUCUCGGUCUAUGACCCUGCUGCCGUGUCAGCUGCCAACCUCGAGAAGCGCUUCAAGGACGCCCCCCCAGGAGAGCCCCAGGAUGAGGACAGCCUUUUUGGCCGCGCUAGCACUCUCAUCGGCAACGUUUUCACCCGUAAGCUGCACCAAGCGAGUAACUCGUGGAUUCCUGCCCGCGCCACCGUCGGUGAGGCCUACAAGUCACGAACCGACAUCCACCCCUCCGGCCGCAUCAUCGUCCUGCCCAAGGGCGGCGUGCCUUGGAAGGAGCACCUAUACAACUUCGAGAAGGAGGCUUCGGGUGGCGAGGAGAUUGACUCAGCGAACCAGGUAUACUAUGUGCUGUACCCAGAAAGCGAGGCCGAGGACUCCAAGUGGCGUGUGCAGUGUGUCUCCGAGUCCGAGAGCAGCUUCGUCUCGCGGAAGCCUCUUCCUGAGGCUUGGCGUGGCGUUCGCGAUCAGGAUCUGGAUGGCUUGAUCGCCUCAGAGUCGGAAAAGGCUGGCCAGGAACAGCUCCCUGCCGGUGCCAUCUUCGUCCAUGCUAGUGGGUUCAUUGGUGGACACAAGACACGUGCCGGUGCGAUGGCCAUGGCGGUUCGCAGCCUUGAUCAAUAA